Lynx canadensis (Canada lynx) is the source of this 2006-nucleotide messenger RNA. RefSeq names its product splA/ryanodine receptor domain and SOCS box containing 4 (gene SPSB4). The record is from RefSeq and is a predicted model, not a curated record. Gene Ontology annotation, cellular component: SCF ubiquitin ligase complex. Bases 1 to 822 code for a protein of 273 amino acids. Lineage: Eukaryota; Metazoa; Chordata; Mammalia; Carnivora; Felidae. Gene Ontology annotation, molecular function: protein binding. The transcript is spliced from 2 exons. Gene Ontology annotation, biological process: proteasome-mediated ubiquitin-dependent protein catabolic process; intracellular signal transduction.
AUGGGCCAGAAGCUCUCGGGGAGCCUCAAGUCGGUGGAGGUGCGAGAGCCGGCGCUGCGGCCGGCCAAGCGGGAGCUACAGGGAGCGGAGCCAGGGCGGCCGGCGCGGCUGGACCAGCUGUUGGACAUGCCGGCGGCGGGGCCGGCGGUGCAGCUGCGGCACGCGUGGAACCCUGAGGACCGCUCGCUCAAUGUCUUCGUCAAGGAUGACGACCGGCUCACCUUCCACCGGCACCCGGUGGCCCAGAGCACCGACGGCAUCCGCGGCAAGGUGGGCCACGCCCGGGGCCUGCACGCCUGGCAGAUCAACUGGCCGGCGCGGCAGCGUGGCACCCACGCCGUAGUGGGGGUGGCCACGGCUCGAGCCCCCCUGCACUCCGUGGGCUACACGGCACUGGUGGGCAGUGACGCGGAGUCGUGGGGCUGGGACCUGGGCCGCAGCCGCCUCUACCACGACGGCAAGAACAGGCCGGGAGUGGCCUACCCCGCCUUCCUGGGGCCCGAGGAGGCCUUCGCGCUGCCGGACUCGCUGCUCGUGGUGCUGGACAUGGACGAGGGCACGCUCAGCUUCGUGGUGGACGGCCAGUAUCUGGGCGUGGCUUUCCGCGGCCUCAAGGGCAAGAAGCUGUACCCGGUGGUGAGUGCGGUGUGGGGCCACUGCGAAGUCACCAUGCGCUACAUCAACGGCCUUGACCCUGAGCCCCUGCCGCUGAUGGACCUGUGCCGGAGAUCCAUCCGCUUGGCCCUGGGCCGCCAGCGCCUACGGGACAUCGGCGCCCUGCCCCUGCCUCAGUCUCUCAAAAACUAUCUGCAGUACCAGUGAGGCUGAGGAGCAGCAGUGGGGACCCACACACAGCAGGGCCUGGGCCUGUCAUUUCACGGUCACACAGUACAUUCAGGAAGGCGUCCUCCUCCUCGCCCCAGAGCGCCAGGACACUCCGUUCUUGGAAAGGACCAGGACGCGUUCCCAACGUUGAAAGUGAAAUGUCCCUUGCCAACAGUAUUUGCCACCCUGGAGGCAGCCCUCCUAAGUCAGGCGCCUCCUUGGGAGCCAUGAGGAGCCCGGAGCCUGCGCCCAGCGGAGAUCCUGCCCCCCGACCAAGAAGACACAGAAGCCCCGGUAUUGAUCACAGAGCGUGUCUCCUUAUUCAUGAGAAUGAAUGAAACAUUUGGGCGGGAGGCUCGCUGUGGUGUGCCCGGGUGCAGACAGGGCUGGGGAAGACUGGCCAGCUCGGGGAGAAAAGUGCGGCCGAGUGAUGAAGGACGAAAGCAGCUUGGUGUCGACGCCCUCUUGACACCUCGGGACUUUGUGCUCCUUUGAAAGACUGUUACCCAGGGAUGCCUGAUGACAGAAUUGGCAAGUGGACAAAGCCGUGUGUAGACCCCUUCCAGCUUACCUCUUUGCACAUUGUUUACUUACCCUUUCACGUGCCCUCUGUCCCCACCGCUGACCCACAGUUCCCUGGCUACCCGCGGCACCUCUCUUCGGGGAAGCUGAGUCUGACUAAUUCACCCCGGGGACAGAGUGUAGCCUUGAUUAUUAUUAUCUUACAUCUGGUGGCAUUUUAAAAGAGGAAUGUGGUGAGGGCAGUACGUAGUCCAAAGGUGCUAAUGGGGGAAGUGGGGGCAUUGUGACACCCGAGUGGAUGAUGGCCUCAGGCUGCGGAGCCUUCCUGGGGUGCUGAGGGACUCUAGGCAACCGUCCAUUCGGAUGUACCUAGCCGUCACAAAGCUUUAUUUGAGCGAAUUAUUUUUUCACUUUAGGAGACACGAACGAGUUUGUUUCUGUUUCAAGUGUGUGUGCGAUGUGCUGUUUAUUUAUCAGCUUGGGGCUGCAUGGGCGGCCCCGGACCCAUAGGGGUGCGGGUCCCGAGCCUGGUCCUCUCCUGGGGAUGCCGCCACCACCCUUGUCGGGCAUCUCUCGCGCGCUCCCAGAGCUGUGUCCAGACUCCGUUAUAACUGGAAAUUGUCACCACAGUGGGAUCCCAGAGCCCCAGACGGCACCGC